AUGAAGAGUCUUCCUUUGCUGCUGGUCCUGCUGCUUGUGGUGAGUAGCCAGGAAAAUUUUUUGCCUGAGCAGUUUACUGUUUAUGACCUGUGGAAUGUAGGAGCUAUGUCUGUCGGCCUGACCUUGUCCUUUCUACUCGGGAACAUGCUGAGUGAGAACCCGCAUCUUACUCAGAGGAAGGUGGUAACAGCCCAUAUACAGCGGCAACAAAGAGAGGUCCAGACACGCAGAAAGCGGCACGUAGAUCCAGCAGGAAGCUUCGUUCCGCUGCGCCGAUCCAAGAGAAGGUGGGUUCUCACUACGAUCGUCUUGGAGGAAAAUGACCGUGGACCCUUCCCAAAGAAAGCUGGAGAUCUCUUCAAUGACCGGGCAGAAAACUACUCCAUCAAGUAUCUGAUCAGUGGUCCUGGAGUGGAUGAACCCCCGGAAAAAGGCUUGUUCCAUGUCAAUGAUCUCACCGGGGAGGUGUAUGUGAACCGAGCUAUCGACAGGGAGAAGACACCUUUGUUUACUGUGCGUUUCGAUGUUGCAAAUAGAUUGGACGGAAGCAUUUUGGACAAAUCUCUCAUUUUUAAUGUAGAAGUGAGGGAUUCAAACGACAAUGCCCCCAGAUUUUCUCAGAGCGUGUAUAAUCUCACCCUGAAAGAGACCACCAGACUCGAUAGUCCAAUUUUCCAAGUCAUAGCAACAGAUGACGACAAAGAAGACACCCCAAAUUCUCAAUUUGAUUAUUAUUUGAUCAAACAGAUACCCGACCUUCCAAAUGUCAAAUUCACUGUUGAUUCUAAGAACGGACUGAUUCGUGGAGACGGCUGCUUGAAUUAUGAGGCCUCAAACUUUAUCCGACUUAUUGUUGGAGCCAAAGACAAAGGAGCUGGGUCUUUAUUCAGUACAACUACUGUUAACAUGCUCAUCCAGGAUGGGAAUAACAAUAUGCCAGUGUUCACUAGUGGUGACAAAUAUGAACUCUCUGUGCAGGAGGGAGAAGUGAAGGAUGGGUUGCUGCGAUUAAAGGUCGAAGAUAAGGAUACACCACAAACUCCGGCCUGGAGAGCCAAGUAUAAAAUAUUGCUUGGAAAUGAGAAGGAAAAUUAUAACCUGACCACAGAUCCAAAAACAAAUGAGGGAAUCCUGAGCAUUGUAAAGCCUUUGGAUUUUGAAGGGACCCCCACAAAAACACUUAUUAUAACGGUUGAGAAUGAAGAACCAUACUAUUCAUGUCAGAACUCCAGACUCAGAAUGGACAAGACAGCCAUGUCGCCCAACAUAACUGUCUCAAUCACUGUGAUCGACGCAAACGACGCUCCCGUUUUUACCCCUAAAGUCAAAGUAAUUCGAGAAAAAGAAGGUGUGAAGGUGGGGACAGUCCUGGGGACAUUCACUGCAACUGACCCAGACAGGGUGCCAAACAAAAUCAGGUAUAAAAUAGCAGAAGAUCCCGCAGGUUGGAUGACGGUGGAUGAAAAUACCGGAGUUGUUACAACAUUACAAGAACUGGACAGAGAAUCUCCUUUUGUUAACGGAACUACAUACACAGCGUUGGUCCAUGCUAUAGAUGACGGUGAACCUCCGGGUACAGGAACUGGUACAAUACUCCUCUAUCUGUCUGAUGUUAAUGACCACACACCGAAGCUGGUCACACCAUUCAUGUACAGAUGUGAUCAUCAGUUGGACGUCCCGUUUGUGGUGGAGGCUGCAGACCGAGAUAUGGACCCAUUUGCUGGACCCUUUAAGUUUGAUGUGUCUGAUCAUUCCCAAAGUAUGAGUGAAACGUGGCAAGUCAAGCAAGUCUCAGAUCAUUCUGCAGAAGUCGUAAUGCUGAAAAGUCUUACAAAGGGGAACUAUACCAUUCCCUUUGAUAUUUACGACAGGCAGGGCACUUACAAAACCCAAGACCUGAAUGUCCGGGUGUGCUCCUGCCCCGAUCGUUUGAACUGUGAGAAGAUGGCACCAGCAUCAUAUCAGAUGGGAGGCGGGGCGAUCGGAGCCAUCUUGGCAGCUUUGCUCCUGUUCCUGUUGGCAUUAUGUUUGCUGAUGUGCUUCCUCUGCGGCUCUGGGAAAAAGAAGCACAUAUUACCAAAUGAUGAAGGGAACCAAACUCUUAUCAUGUACAAUGAGGAGGGGGGAAGUGCAUUGUCUCAGGCAAACCCGGCUGCUCUGAUGGCGGCUGGAAAUGGUACCAAUGAUUACGGCAUUAAGGAUAAAGAAGCUGUUGGGCGGGUGAUAUCUAAUAGCUUGUCUCUGUCACAGGCUCAACAGUGGGAAGGGGAGAGAGACAGUUCCGGACGCAUGAAGCCACGGGCACAGUAUCAAUCCUGGGAGGUUGUGAGUAUUAACCGUGUUCUUGUCUUGUUACUUCAUACAUGGUGGUAUGCUGGGUAUAUCAUCAUCUCUCAGCACAUGUAUGACCUGGAGUUCCUGCCUCCUCUAACUCCAGGCAACGCAGUUACUCCUUACCUAUACCAUGGCAGGACAACAUUAGACACCUCAAAGAUGGUGCUGGUGUUGGUGUGGGGAAUGCAGCUGGAGCUGGAACCAGUGCUAGGCAUCUGGCACAAAAUGGAACUUGGACACAGUGUGCUCAGCUAUGAAAAUGAACUGACAGCCAAUGGGAAAGAAAUGGUUCCAGCCAUUCGGCUGUUCAAAUAUUUCCCUAACUAUAAAAGAAUAAAUAUUCCUCCCACACAUUGCAUUUUAGUAAACGCUCCUCAUUGCUGUGUUUAUUAUUUACAGAGCAGCAAAUAUAUGAAAAAUGGCACCUUCAGGAACAGAUAUGACAACUUGUUUGUAGAGAAAAUUGGAGAGAUUUUAAACAAGCGGUUACACGGGCUUUCUGAUGAUGAGCAAGGCACAUACAAGCCACGGGUCUAUGCAUAUGAGGGGGACCUUGAUUUUAUCGCCUCAAUGGAAUCCAUCAACUGCCCAGAUGACACCAUGGACUUUAGUUUCCUGAACCAGUUUGACCCAAAGUUUGCCAGACUAGAGGAAAUCUGCAAGAAGUAA
Messenger RNA from Nanorana parkeri, 3003 nucleotides. It is a transcript of the gene CDH26, whose product is annotated as cadherin 26. NCBI's taxonomy places the organism in Eukaryota, Metazoa, Chordata, Amphibia, Anura, Dicroglossidae. Gene Ontology annotation, molecular function: cadherin binding; calcium ion binding. The record is from RefSeq and is a predicted model, not a curated record. The transcript is spliced from 21 exons. The coding region runs from base 1 to 3003 and encodes 1000 amino acids. Gene Ontology annotation, biological process: cell-cell junction assembly; multicellular organism development; adherens junction organization. Gene Ontology annotation, cellular component: catenin complex; plasma membrane; adherens junction.